Messenger RNA from Myotis brandtii (Brandt's bat), 7132 nucleotides. RefSeq names its product arginine-glutamic acid dipeptide (RE) repeats (gene RERE). NCBI's taxonomy places the organism in Eukaryota, Metazoa, Chordata, Mammalia, Chiroptera, Vespertilionidae. The transcript is spliced from 23 exons. Gene Ontology annotation, cellular component: nucleus. The coding region runs from base 145 to 4665 and encodes 1506 amino acids. Gene Ontology annotation, molecular function: chromatin binding; transcription corepressor activity; sequence-specific DNA binding. The record is from RefSeq and is a predicted model, not a curated record. Gene Ontology annotation, biological process: regulation of DNA-templated transcription.
CAUUUUUGAAACGUUGGGGUUGUUGGAGUGGUUGGAUUUUCCCUGGAAUUGAGUGAGAAAUUCAGAAGACUGAAGCCCAGGCUUACUGUCUACCUUUCACGGAGGCCUAGCCGUGAGAGGACAGAAGAAGGCACGUGGCGAAUCAUGACAGCAGACAAAGACAAAGACAAAGACAAAGAGAAGGACCGGGACCGAGAUCGGGACCGAGAGAGAGAUAAAAGAGACAAAGUAAGAGAGAGUGAGAAUUCAAGGCCACGCAGGAGCUGUACCUUGGAAGGAGGAGCCAAAAAUUAUGCUGAGAGUGAUCACAGCGAAGAUGAGGACAAUGACAACAAUAGUGCCACCACAGAGGAGUCCACGAAGAAGAACAAAAAGAAACCACCGAAAAAAAAAUCUCGCUAUGAAAGGACAGACACUGGCGAGAUAACCUCUUACAUCACUGAGGACGAUGUUGUUUACAGACCAGGAGACUGUGUGUAUAUCGAGAGUCGGAGACCAAACACACCGUAUUUCAUCUGUAGCAUUCAAGACUUCAAACUGGUCCACAACUCCCAGGCCUGUUGCAGAUCUCCAACUCCUGCUUUGUGUGACCCCCCAGCAUGCUCUCUGCCGGUGGCGUCACAGCCACCACAGCAUCUUUCUGAAGCCGGGAGAGGGCCUGUAGGGAGUAAGAGGGACCACCUACUCAUGAACGUCAAAUGGUACUACCGUCAGUCUGAAGUUCCAGAUUCUGUGUAUCAGCAUUUGGUUCAGGAUCGACACAAUGAAAAUGACUCUGGAAGAGAACUUGUUAUUACAGACCCAGUUAUCAAGAACCGAGAGCUCUUCAUUUCUGAUUAUGUAGACACCUACCACGCUGCUGCCCUCAGAGGGAAGUGUAACAUCUCCCAUUUUUCUGACAUAUUUGCUGCUAGAGAGUUUAAAGCCCGAGUGGAUUCAUUUUUCUACAUAUUAGGCUAUAACCCUGAGACAAGGCGGCUGAACAGUACCCAGGGGGAAAUUCGUGUGGGUCCUAGCCAUCAGGCCAAGCUUCCCGAUUUGCAGCCAUUCCCUUCUCCAGAUGGUGACACUGUGACCCAACAUGAGGAGCUGGUCUGGAUGCCUGGAGUUAAUGACUGUGACCUCCUCAUGUACUUGAGGGCAGCAAGGAGCAUGGCGGCGUUUGCAGGCAUGUGUGACGGAGGCUCCACCGAGGAUGGCUGUGUUGCUGCGUCUCGGGAUGACACCACUCUCAAUGCACUGAACACACUACACGAAAGCGGAUAUGAUGCCGGCAAAGCCCUGCAGCGCCUGGUCAAGAAGCCGGUGCCUAAGCUGAUCGAAAAGUGCUGGACCGAGGAUGAAGUGAAACGCUUCGUUAAGGGGCUCAGGCAGUACGGCAAGAACUUCUUCAGAAUCAGAAAGGAGCUGCUUCCCAAUAAGGAAACAGGGGAACUGAUCACCUUCUAUUACUACUGGAAGAAAACCCCAGAGGCAGCCAGCUCCCGGGCCCAUCGCAGGCACCGCAGGCAGGCUGUGUUCAGGAGGAUUAAGACCCGCACUGCGUCCACACCCGUCAACACACCUUCCAGACCCCCCUCCAGUGAAUUCUUGGACCUGAGCUCGGCCAGUGAGGACGACUUUGACAGUGAGGACAGCGAGCAGGAGCUGAAGGGCUACGCCUGCCGCCAUUGCUUCAGCACCACCUCCAAAGAUUGGCACCACGGGGGCCGGGAGAACAUCCUGCUCUGCACAGACUGCCGCAUCCACUUCAAGAAAUACGGCGAGCUCCCGCCCAUCGAGAAGCCCGUGGACCCCCCGCCCUUUAUGUUCAAACCCGUCAAAGAGGAAGACGAUGGGCUCAGCGGGAAACAUAGCAUGAGGACGCGGCGGAGUCGAGGCUCGAUGUCGACAUUGCGCAGUGGUCGAAAGAAGCAGCCAGCCAGCCCUGAUGGUCGCACCUCGCCCACCAAUGAAGACAUCCGCUCCAGUGGCCGGAACUCCCCCAGCGCUGCCAGCACCUCCAGCAACGACAGUAAAGCAGAGACUGUGAAGAAGCUGGCCAAGAAGGUGAAGGAGGGAGUCUCGUCGCCCCUGAAGAGCACCAAGCGCCAGCGGGAGAAGGUGGCCUCGGACACAGAGGAGGCCGACAGGACCAGCUCCAAGAAGACGAAAACCCAGGAGAUCAGCCGGCCCAACUCGCCGUCCGAAGGCGAGGGGGAGAGUUCUGACAGCCGCAGCGUCAACGAUGAGGGCAGCAGUGACCCCAAAGACAUCGACCAGGACAAUCGCAGCACGUCCCCCAGCAUCCCCAGCCCCCAGGACAAUGAGAGUGACUCGGACUCCUCUGCGCAGCAGCAGACCCUGCAGGCCCAGCCCCCAGCCUUGCAGGCUCCCACUGGGGCUGCUCCAGCUCCCUCCACAGCCCCCCCAGGAGCGCCCCAGCUUCCCACCCCGGGGCCCACGCCCUCUGCCGUUCCUCCGCAGGGCUCCCCCUCAGCCUCCCAGCCGUCCAGCCAGGUUCCGCCGGGUUCUGCUUCCCAUGCCCAUAUCCAGCAGGCACCUGCUCUGCACCCACAGCGGCUGCCCUCCCCCCUGCUGCAGCACCCAGGCCCCCCUCAGCCCUUUGGCCUCCCUCCCCAGGCCUCCCAGGCAGCAGCUCACCCUCACACCUCCCUGCAGCCUCCAGCUUCUCAGUCAGUCUUGCAGCCCCAGCAGCCCCCAAGGGAGCAGCCCCUGCCACCCGCACCCUUGGCCAUGCCUCACAUCAAGCCCCCACCCACUACGCCCAUCCCCCAGCUGCCAGCACCACAGGCCCACAAGCACCCACCUCACCUCUCAGGGCCCUCACCCUUCUCCAUGAAUGCCAACCUCCCUCCCCCUCCAGCACUAAAGCCCCUGAGCUCCCUGUCUACACACCACCCCCCUUCGGCGCACCCCCCACCACUGCAGCUCAUGCCUCAGAGCCAACCACUGCCCUCCUCCCCCGCCCAGCCUCCCGUGCUGACCCAGAGCCAGAGCCUGCCCCCUGCUGCUGCCGCCCACCCCCCUCCAGGCCUCCAUCAGGCGCCCCCUCAGCCCUCAUUCGCUCAGCACCCCUUUGUCCCUGGAGGCCCGCCUCCCAUCACCCCUCCGUCCUGCCCCAGUACCUCCACUCCACUCCCGGGACCUGGCCCGUCAGCCCAGCCACCCUGCUCUGCUGCCGUUUCUUCAGGAGGCAGCACACCUGUGGGGGCAGCCUGCCCGCUGCCCACUGUCCAGAUCAAGGAAGAGGCUCUGGACGAUGCCGAGGAGCCCGAAAGCCCCCCUCCACCACCGAGGAGCCCGUCCCCCGAGCCCACUGUGGUGGACACCCCCAGCCAUGCCAGCCAGUCAGCCAGGUUCUACAAGCACCUGGACCGGGGCUACAACUCGUGCGCACGGGCCGACCUGUACUUCAUGCCUCUGGCGGGAUCCAAACUGGCCAAGAAGAGGGAGGAGGCCAUCGAGAAGGCCAAACGAGAGGCCGAGCAGAAAGCGAGAGAGGAGCGGGAGCGGGAGAAAGAGAAGGAGAAGGAACGCGAACGGGAGCGCGAGCGCGAGCGGGAGGCUGAGCGAGCGGCUAAGGCGUCCAGCUCAGCACAUGAGGGCCGCCUCAGCGACCCCCAGCUCGGUGGUCCCAGCCACAUGCGGCCAUCCUUCGAGCCACCGCCAACCACCAUUGCUGCUGUGCCCCCGUACAUCGGGCCGGACACCCCUGCCCUUCGGACUCUGAGCGAGUACGCCCGGCCCCACGUCAUGUCGCCCACCAACCGCAACCACCCCUUCUACAUGCCCCUCAACCCCACUGACCCGCUGCUGGCCUACCACAUGCCCGGCCUCUACAACGUCGACCCCACCAUCCGGGAGCGGGAGCUCCGGGAGCGGGAGAUCCGAGAGCGGGAGAUCCGGGAGCGGGAGCUGCGGGAGAGGAUGAAGCCGGGCUUCGAGGUGAAGCCUCCUGAGCUGGACCCCCUGCACCCAGCCACCAACCCCAUGGAGCACUUCGCCCGGCACAGCGCCCUCACCAUUCCCCCCACUGCGGGCCCCCACCCUUUUGCUUCGUUCCACCCGGGCCUGAACCCCUUGGAGAGGGAGAGACUGGCCCUGGCGGGCCCCCAGCUGCGGCCCGAGAUGAGCUACCCCGAUAGACUGGCAGCCGAGCGGAUUCACGCCGAGCGGAUGGCAUCGCUGACCAGCGACCCUCUGGCCCGACUGCAGAUGUUCAACGUGACUCCACACCAUCACCAGCACUCACACAUCCACUCGCACCUCCACCUCCACCAGCAGGACCCCCUCCACCAAGGUUCAGCAGGCCCCGUGCACCCGCUGGUGGACCCCCUGACUGCUGGCCCUCACCUGGCUCGCUUUCCCUAUCCCCCUGGCACCCUCCCCAACCCUCUGCUUGGACAGCCCCCCCAUGAGCACGAGAUGCUUCGUCACCCAGUUUUUGGAACCCCCUACCCCCGAGACCUGCCUGGGGCCAUCCCACCCCCCAUGUCAGCGGCCCACCAGCUGCAGGCCAUGCAUGCCCAGUCGGCUGAGCUGCAGAGACUGGCCAUGGAGCAGCAGUGGCUGCACGCACACCCCCACAUGCAUGGCAGCCACCUACCAAGUCAGGAAGAUUAUUACAGUCGACUGAAGAAAGAAGGUGACAAGCAGUUAUAAGUUAUUUAUUGUUAACGCUGGCUGUGGAAGCCCCAGUCUUGGGGGGAUAAACAGGACUUUUUACAUACAAUAGGAGCUGCAAAAGCAAAAGAAUAUCUUCUAAAGAUUUCUUUCUAUAUUUAAAAGCCCACAACUAAAACUGUGUCAGCAUAAUAGUGUGUGUUUGUAGAGAGGAUUCCUUGAGACUGGUUUGGGUCUCCCUGCAUGACAGUCCCCCAGAAACUUAGUGAGUCCUGGACUGGACUGAACAUUCAGAAAACUACCCAGCAAUCUUGGGGUUCGGCUUUCGUCUCCUUCCCUUCCUCGACUUCUCAGUAGGUGCUAGAACCCAGUCACCCCCUCACUGUGCGUGCAGACACACUCGGUCACAUGUGUGCCAAAACCCGCGGGGUUGCAGAAAUAGGUGGCAUAUGAGUUUGGAAUCCAAGAGCUAUAAUUUUUGAAGAAUCUUUUAUUUUACUACAUUGUUGGAAAUCUUCAUAAUUUGAGAAAGUUCUGCAGCACGGCUUUUUACGUCUGUAAAUAAUUUUAGAGCAGCCUUUUUUUUCCUUCCACAAACUACUGUUCCGAUCUAUUUUUUCCAGCCAUGUCACUAAUUGUGAAUUCCUAUCGGCUAUUGACAGAAUACAGAGUUGAUUUUUUAAUAAAAAGUUAUAUAUAAUUAUCCCUUUAAUUAAAGGGGACAGAUGGGCGUUGCUAAUUACAAAUGGGCAAAAGCUUGGGCCUGGGUUUGGUCGCAGCAGUGAGCAUCCAGGGUUUUGCAGGGACAAUGUUACAAGCGGUUUUUGUUUCGCUGCUUUGGUUUUCCACUUCUGUCUGUUCCUGGCUUGUGCGUGGCCAGCGGUGCAGACAUCUGCCAGAUCGGACCUCCUGGCAUUGCACCAGGAGCGCAGGCGUUAAAUGUCCACCGUCCUGUGUCUGCCGGAGAGAAAGCACAUGUUUCUGUGUGUGGUUGCAGAUCUCCUGACAGGGUUCUAGGCGCACGUGUUUGAUUGUUCUGUCCGAACUGCCCUUCUCACUCUGACAACCGCAUAACAUUCUCGGAGUGAUUCCCUACAAGUAACUCCGCACGUGUGCUGGCCAGAGGCUCUGUUAGCCGUCUGCCGUUUCAUGUGUCCACGCGAUCUCGUCAGGCCGGGCCGUCCUCGCCACAGCCCGGGGCUGCUGUCCGGGUGGGAGAGGCCCCGGAGGUGGCACGGCCGUGGGUGGUGGCCUGUGUGUCUACCAGGAGCCUGGUGACCGUGUCCGACUGGGACACCAGUUGAGUCCCACCCUUCAUCCCGAAGUGGGAACUGGAGUGGCAGCCGCACACAUGGAGGGGAAGGCGGGCUUCCCUGGGAGGUGCCAGCUGGGGGCUCGGCCUUCUGCGUGGCCGAGGGGGAGCCUGGCUGCCUGCACCUGUUCCUGCCAGGCGGGACCUUUUCCUUCCUCUCCCCUCAGGUUCUUGAGGGCUGUUUCUGCCGUGGCAUGUGGUGGCCACAUCCAAGAAUUGUCAGACAAGAGCAUGUCUGUGGGCCGGGGGAUGUGAAGUACGUCCAGGACCCGAGCCCCAUGGGUAGGAAGGGAGGCUGGCGCUGGGACCAGACACCCAGGUGUCCGCGCAGGUCCGGGCAUUUCCCAUCCCUGCUCAACCGCCUUUGCUUUCAGUUGGGACAGAUAGAGGAUUGUUUUAUUUGUUGAAAAUGUUUGUAGUUUUUUCAUUAGUUUUCUUUCAUUCCAUUUCUGCCUUAAAUUUAGCUCCUUACAGGGGAGACAAGCUCAAAUGAACCCUUUGUCAUCGGACCUGUGGCUGCGUUGGCAGGGGCAUGCGUUCCUCGGGGGCGGUGGCUGCUGUCUGGCCGCUGCUCCUGGGGGCCUGCCCGUCCGAGGCGCCCGCUGCCCCCCAGCCUCCCGCCUCUGCCCCACCUUCUCCCGUCCCUCGUUUUACUUCUGGUAGAACCCGGCCUGCCGUUCCGUCAGGCCCCUUCGUCUCCUCCCCAGCAUCCAUUUUUCCAAAGAAGAGGGAGGUUAGUGCUUUGAAGUCUGUUGAAAGCUGUGGAAGGCGAGUCUGUCAGGCUGGUUCCCCACAUCCGUGGUGAAGCACUGAGCUCCCCCAGUCCGAGGCCCUCGCCUGGCCAGCUGCCGCGGAGGGGCCCGGCCUUCGCGGGGUCUUUGAAGCCCGGCCCCUUGGUUUCCUUCCUUUGUUUGAAGUUCGGUUUUGCUUUUCUGUGUUUUGUAUGUAUCUCGUUCCAUGUUGUCAAGGUUGCGCUUCAGGCCUCACGCAGCGGCUGCAGAGCGAGGUGUGCCCGGCGUGCCGCGUGUCUGUACCUUGAAGCUAAAUGUACAUAUGAGUAGUUUGCCGUGAGCUAACACAGUGUGAGCAGCGUAGACACCAGAGAUCGUGACUUCUGUGCUCUCUCCAUUCGAGUAUUUUGUAAUUUUUUGGAAAUAUUUGUGGACAUAAAUAAAACCAAGCUACACUACAACA